UAUAAAGGGAAGGGAAGAAUCAUAAGAGAGAGAACACGGAGCAAGCGCUUCAGGCUUCAGCUCACAUGAUCUUGACCAGUUCAGCUCUCUAUUUUCUACCGAAUCUUCGUUCAGCCCUUACCCGUGAGACCAGCAAGCUUCACCUUCACCAACAGCUCCAAUGGCGGGGACUGGUGAAGGUGAGACUGAAAUGGGUGAAGAACAAAGGCCUCGAUCACAUUAUAGACAGAGAGACCGAUCUCAAAGCUGCUUCUCUCCUCAAAGAUGCAAUCAAACGAUCACCCACAGGUUUCAUCACCGCCAGGUCUCUCUCCGACUGGCAGAAGCACCUCGGCCUUACCGUUCCCGUCCUCCGCUUCAUCCGCAGGUACCCAACUCUCUUCUAUGAAUUCCCUCAUUCUCGCUAUGCCAGCCUCCCUUGCUUUCGUCUUACCGACACAGCUCUGCGGCUGGACACCCAAGAACAGAUUAUACAUCAAGCCCAAGAGGCCGAUACCGUCGAAAGGCUCACUAGGGUCCUAAUGAUGUUAAAAAGCAAGGCCAUUCCUUUCAAAUCGCUCCUCCAUUUGAAAUGGGAUCUUGGUUUGCCUGACAGUUUCGCCACCACUAUAAUUCCCAAAUACCCAGAUCAUUUUCGUAUCGUUGAGUCACAGAACGGGCUUUCGUGCUUCACCCUUGCGCAAUGGAGAGACGAAUAUGCGGUGUCCGCAUUGCAAAAGAACAAUGAAAAUGCCGAAUUCGGUGACGCGUAUCGGCAAUUUAAGAGGGGUACAACGGCGUUGGCAUUCCCAAUGAGUUUCCCAAGGGGAUACGGCGCCCAGAAUAAGGUGAAGGCUUGGAUGGAAAAUUUUCAAAAGCUGCCUUACAUUUCACCAUACGAGGACUCUUCACAGAUCGACCCAAGUAGUGAUCUUAUGGAGAAACGGGUUGUCGGGGUUUUGCAUGAGCUGUUGAGAUUGACUAUUCACAAGAAGACUAAGAGGAACUACUUCAGGCCCUUGAGACAGGAGCUGAAUCUACCUCAUAGGUUUACACGGAUUUUUACGAGAUACCCAGGGAUAUUUUAUCUCUCUUUGAAAUGUAAAACGACGACCGUGGCACUAAAAGAAGGGUAUAGGAGAGGGAAGUUAGCAGACCCACAUCCCCUUGCCCGAAUUAGGGACAAGUACUACCAUGUCAUGAGGACUGGGGUGCUCUAUCGGGCUACAGGUGUGAACUUGAUACCAGAAAAGGAGGGUCUGGUUAAUCCGGAAGAGGUUGAAAUAAAAGAAUCAGACCCGGAGGAGGAAGGUGUUGAGACAAGCGAUGAAUGCUAUGAGGAGGACAUCUCAGAGGAUUCUGAGGAUGAAUAGCACAAUUAUCUGAAAGUGUUUCACAAGGACAGCUUCUUCCUGUGGUUUCCUGUCAAUUUUAGAGGCUGUUCAGGAGAAUCAGCAUCAGCAAGUACUCUAUAAUAUGUCAAAUGACAAGAAGCAAGAACCAAAAGAUGUUGCAAGAUAGAGAACAAUGAUGCUCAGAGAAAUUAUCAGGCACGAUCAUUUGUCAAACGAGUC
This is a messenger RNA of Telopea speciosissima, 1553 nucleotides long. RefSeq names its product protein WHAT'S THIS FACTOR 9, mitochondrial-like. The transcript is spliced from 2 exons. Gene Ontology annotation, molecular function: RNA binding. The coding region runs from base 66 to 1352 and encodes 428 amino acids. The record is from RefSeq and is a predicted model, not a curated record. Lineage: Eukaryota; Viridiplantae; Streptophyta; Magnoliopsida; Proteales; Proteaceae.